This is a messenger RNA of Pelobates fuscus (common spadefoot toad), 2045 nucleotides long. It is a transcript of the gene SLC33A1, whose product is annotated as solute carrier family 33 member 1. The record is from RefSeq and is a predicted model, not a curated record. The coding region runs from base 325 to 1935 and encodes 536 amino acids. Gene Ontology annotation, cellular component: membrane. Gene Ontology annotation, molecular function: acetyl-CoA transmembrane transporter activity. The transcript is spliced from 8 exons. Lineage: Eukaryota; Metazoa; Chordata; Amphibia; Anura; Pelobatidae.
GAAGUUGGUUCCGUGUCAGUGCUGGGUUAAUAGGUUAGAGAAAACCUGUUUGUACACGGAGUUUAAAGAAGCCGUACCGUGUUUGCAGGAUGACCGGUAAAUGAUGGGAGUGCUGAGCUGUCAGUAAAUGGACCAUUAAUGUCCUUAUUGACCAUGAGCAUCUGGGAAAUGUUUAUUGAAAUGAGGCAUUUGAAGCAUGCAGGGAGCUAAAGUGAGCCAACCUUGACUUCUUGCUACAUAUUCUCUUUCUUAAAACUCACCUCUCUCCCGUUUACAUGAAGGCAUAAUAUAUCCUUGCGAAAGAAGCCAAAGAAAACAUCCAAAAUGUCAGGCACACCUAGAGAGAGCCGGCAUCGUCGGCAGAAUUACCAGUAUCCAGUUGCAAACCAAAGUGAUCACAAUCGUCAUGAAUAUAUGGAGGAAGGAGACGGAGAGGCUCUACUACAGGACUCUGAUGUAACUGCACCCAGAAGGAUUGCCAAUUACAAGGAUGAAUUGGGGAAUAUUCUGCUGUUGUUUUUCCUUUAUGUUUUACAGGGAAUCCCAUUAGGACUAGCUGGGAGCAUUCCUUUAAUCCUCCAGAGCAAGAAUGUUAGUUACACCAAUCAAGCAAUUUUCAGUUUUGUGUUUUGGCCGUUCAGUCUUAAGUUGCUCUGGGCCCCACUUGUUGACUCUUUAUAUAUUAAGAGGUUUGGUCGCAGGAAAUCAUGGCUGGUUCCAACACAGUACAUUUUGGGACUUUUUAUGAUGUAUCUGUCUCGUGUAGUGGAUGAUCUGUUAGGUGGAGAUCAUGGGCCUGACAUGUUCGCUUUGACUGCUACUUUCUUCUUGUUUGAAUUCUUGGCUGCAACUCAGGACAUUGCCGUGGAUGGCUGGGCACUAACCAUGCUCUCAAAACAUAAUGUGGGUUAUGCUUCAACAUGCAACUCAGUGGGACAAACAGCUGGAUAUUUCAUGGGCAAUGUACUUUUCCUCGCCCUCGAAUCACCAAAUUUCUGCAACAAAUAUUUGAGAUUUACCCCGCAGCCCAAAGGAUUGGUUACACUUCCAGAUUUCCUGUUCUUCUGGGGAAUAGUAUUUCUAAUAACCACAACACUAGUGGCAGUGCUGAAAAAAGAAAAUCAGAACGAAAGAGCAGCAAGAGAGGAAACUCGUAAUGUAAAAGAAGCCUAUGGUCUCCUAAUAAGCAUAGUGAAAAUGCCGGCUGUUCUCAAAUUCUGCGCUAUGAUCUUAACAGCCAAAAUCGGAUUCUCUGCGGCAGACGCUGUUACUGGACUCAAGCUUGUAGAGAGGGGUGUCCCAAAGGAACACUUGGCACUACUUGCUGUUCCAAUGGUUCCUCUACAAAUACUACUGCCUCUGAUAAUCAGCAAGUAUACUGCAGGGCCUAAGCCACUGAAUGUCUCCCACAAAGCGAUGCCCUUUAGGUUGUUGAUGGGUCUGGAGUUCUCAUUUCUGGUUUGGUUGACAUCUAGAGUAAACCAUGAGGAUGGCUUCCCUCUGUAUUAUUACUUUGCUCUGUUAGUGAGCUACGCCUUACACCAGAUUACUUUAUAUAGUAUGUUUGUGGCUAUCAUGGCUUUCAAUGCCAAAGUUAGUGAUCCUCUUAUUGGGGGCACAUAUAUGACCCUAUUAAACACUGUGUCCAAUCUGGGAUCAAACUGGCCUGCCACUGUGGCCCUUUGGUGUGUGGAUCAUUUGACAAGCAAAGCAUGUAUUGGAGCAGAAGGGCAGAGCUGUGGCGAUAAUGAUGCUGCAGAGCUAUGUCUAAGCUCUGGGGGCUCAUGUGUCAUUACAUUGGACGGUUAUCAUGUGGAGUCUGCUAUAUGCUUUAUCAUCGGAUUUGCUUGGUGGAUCUUUCUUGGCCCAAAAUUUAAAAACCUGCAGGAAGAAGAUCCCUCUGCAUGGAGGUGUCCACGAAGGAUUCGUUUAUAGAAUUGCAUUUAAUGGCAAAUUCUGUCAUUACUUUUUAUGGACAACUAUAAACACAAAGUAAACAUGAUUAUUUUUGCAGAAAAGGAGUAGUUUGAAAAGUGAAUAUUCUG